Messenger RNA from Aspergillus brunneoviolaceus CBS 621.78, 1243 nucleotides. RefSeq names its product protein transporter TIM23. The record is from RefSeq and is a predicted model, not a curated record. Gene Ontology annotation, biological process: protein import into mitochondrial matrix. Lineage: Eukaryota; Fungi; Ascomycota; Eurotiomycetes; Eurotiales; Aspergillaceae. Gene Ontology annotation, molecular function: transmembrane protein transporter activity. Gene Ontology annotation, cellular component: TIM23 mitochondrial import inner membrane translocase complex; mitochondrial inner membrane. The coding region runs from base 198 to 815 and encodes 205 amino acids. The transcript is spliced from 2 exons.
AGAGACCUUAACAAACCCGCAAGUUCCAUUUGAACUGUCAGAAGCUCAGUCCAAGUUCUUCCUCUUCCUCGCGACAAGACCUCCCCCUCCUCAGCAAAGCGCCUGCUGGCCACAGAUCCCCGUUUCCUUUUCCUUCCUCUUUCCUCCUUUACUUCAUUCUCUGUAUUCUUUAUAAUAUAUCCCAUCCCUCCCCAAACAUGUCUAUCUGGGAUUCGCUCAGUGGUCGCAAACAGGACAAGGGUCCCGGCGCCUUCGAUCCUACCAGCGCGCAAGAUGCCACUUCUUUCCUCUCCGAAAUCGCCAUUCCCGAUCCUACUCAGCUUCAUCCCCUUGCUGGCUUGAACCAAGAUACCCUCGACUACAUCUCCCUCGAAGACUCCGCCCUCGACCAGCUCCCCGGUGACCGUUCGGUGCUGCCCUCCCGCGGAUGGUCGGACGAUCUCUGUUACGGAACCGGAACUACUUAUCUUGCUGGAUUGACAAUCGGAGGUGCAUGGGGUUUGGCUGAGGGCCUCAAGAAGACGCCGGUAUCGGCACCCCCGAAGAUCCGCCUCAACGGUGUCCUGAACUCGAUCACGAGAAGAGGUCCCUUCCUCGGUAACUCCGCCGGUGUGGUGGCCAUGGUAUACAACGGCUUCAACUCAGGUCUGGGAUACGCACGUGGCAAGCACGACGCGGCCAACAGCAUUGUCGCUGGUGCUCUGAGUGGAAUGGUCUUCAAGAGUACCCGGGGCCUGAAGCCCAUGCUGAUCUCCGGCGGCAUCGUCGCGGGUAUCGCGGGAUCUUGGGCUGUGGCGCGCAAGGCAUUCCUGUAGAUGUCUCUAAAUCAGUCGAUUCAGUUGUAUUUUAGCACUCGAACUCGAGACGACGACCUUGAUCCGAUCAUGCGUUCGAGAACCCAUAUGAUGUGUAUGGCCUGUUUCACCAAAGCGGGAGAGGUUGAUUUGUUGCUUCACUUCGACAUGUUCACGUUGUAUUAGAACGGUUUCUUUUCUUAUCUUUUCUUUUUCCUUCGCCCCCAAUUCUCUCGUCUUACAGAUCUCUUCCCUCUGGCGCACAAAGCAUCUUAUUCGCAUUCUCCAUGGUUUUGGACCGGCAUGGAAAUGGAUUUUUGUUUCGUUAACUCUCUGUACAUAUAACGGACUCCUGGGUUUGUGGUUCUUGCGGGCGAAACUGUUGCAGGUUUCAUUUUCGUCAUCUCAAGCAACCUUAAUGUUAGUUCACACAAUAAAAAGCAUGGGAC